AUGCAAGUGACCUUGUCCAAGCAGCCUGCUGGAGAGUUUAUCAAACAGGCUUUUGUUCCUCUUGCACAGGAUGUGCCUACUGAGGUUCCUUGCAACCAUGUGGUCGACUUUGCCAAAGCGCAGGUGCAGGAAGGGAAUAGCAGUCAUGUCUUGCGGGAGUUUGCUGCAGUGAGCCUCAAUGAUGCAGAGAAGGGAUGUCAUCAGGUGUUCAAAAAAUAUGGCUACGUUGCUCCAGUUGAAAUUGAGUUUGCUUGCCUGGGAGAGGGCAAGCUGGCCAAAUUUCCCUUCAUCCGUCUGAGCAAGUGGGCGCAGUGGCUCUUAGACACUCAACGAAUCUGGAGGCUGUUUUGCGGAGCCAGCUCGUUUGAGCGCAUGCAGGAGGUCUUAGCUGUUUUCUGGAGCCGGUUCCGGGAAGCCUUCCCAGGCCAUGACAUCUUUGAUGCCCUUUCACCCGAUGAGCUCAACACGUGCAUACCAUUCUACACCCACCAAGAUGAAGGUCGUGGGCCAAAGCAUGAGGCUGUAUGGGUGUUUUCUUCUCAUGGGUGUGUGGGCCGUGGCACGGCAGAAUAUGUGCGGAAAGGGAAGCACAAGCUACCACUGGAUCGGUGCCCCUUAGGGUUGAACUUCUUGGGAAACACGCAAUGCACCCAGUACCUUUUCUGCACCAUGAAACGGAGUGUGUUAGAAGAUUGCCCUGGGGCGGUGGAUGCCCUCAUGCAAAUCUUUGCGGCAGAUUGCUCUUGUUUGCUUUUCGAUGGACUGACCAGUCAAGAUGGCAAAACAAUUCGCAUGGCCCAUAUCUCCACCAAAGGUGACCUCCCAGCGCUCAAUCGACUUGGAUCAUUCACGAGGACAUUUUGGCAUGUUCCCCGUGCACAGUCGUCAAAGAAGGCCUGCAAGGGCAUCUGCCCGUGGUGCUUGGCAGGGAGAGAAGCUGGGCGGCCUGGGGAAAGAGCCUUCCCAUUCGAAGACUUGUCCUUGAACCCAGUGUGGGAGGAAACCAUUGAAAGUGAGAUCCCGUGGGGUGCCACAAUGCCACCCAUCAUGGAAGGGGCCCCGCUGAACAGAGAUCGCAAAGCACAUUUCUUCAGCCUAGAUAUCUUUCACAAUGUGCACCUCGGGGUGGGGAAGCAGUGGCUGGCUUGUUCCUUUGCAGCUUGUGUGGAACGGUUGGAAUUUUGGCCGGAGACACAUGGUUCUGUUGAUGCCAGGUUUGAACUCAUGACAUCACAGUUCAAGGACUUUUGCCGCCAGCGACACAUCUCGCCACACAUGACCGAGAUCUCCAGAGCCACUUUGGCAUUCCCAUCGUCAACUGCCUCUCCAGUAGGCCAAUGGUCGAAAGGGUCCAUGACCACCAAUUUCAUGUUGUUCUUGGAGUUCUUCUUGGUCCAGCAUGCUGCAGAUUGUGAGGACCCCAUCAUACAAACUAUGGUCAUUCGACUGGUGUAUCUCAUUGUUCGAGGAACCAAGGCACUGAAUGUGGCCCUCAGCUGGAUGUAUUCCCAAGGGUAUUGGAUCAGGAAUUGGCAAGGGAAGCGGGCUGGUGAGUGGCUCCUAGUGUUUGUGCAGGCCUAUGGCCGAUGUGCAAAGUUGAGCUUAGAGGAGGGGACCCGACGAUGGGCGCUGGUUCCCAAAAUUCACUAUUUACACCACUGCGCUUUGGAUUUAAUUCGGGCUGCAGAGAGUGGAGCUGCUUUUUUGGUCAACCCAUUGGCCACAUCGAAUCAGAUGCAAGAGGAUUAUGUGGGCAAGCCGUCGCGUUUGGCGCGGCGGGUUUCAGCGCAGCAGAUUCAUGCUCGUGUAAUUUCCCGUGUCCUCAUUUCCACGUUUCAAGCAGUGCAGGCAUCAGAUAAUGACCCAAGAGGGUUGAUGUAG
This is a messenger RNA of Durusdinium trenchii, 1881 nucleotides long. NCBI's taxonomy places the organism in Eukaryota, Dinophyceae, Suessiales, Symbiodiniaceae. The record is from the annotation of a GenBank genome assembly.